AUGGAUAGUCUUAAAAAGAAUCCGAAGGUGAAAGUUGCGAAGUGGGCUGACUUGGAGCGAAAAAUAAAUCAUUUUGCCAGUGGCAAAUUAGAAAAUUUUCUUGUAGUUGCGGAUUUCGAUUACACUCUUACGUCAACCAAAACUGCAAAUGGUCACCGAUCGGACAUAACUUACGAUGUAUUUGUGAAGGGAGCGAUAAAAAAAUCAAAGUGUUUCGAGCAUCCAUUUGAAAAUCUUAAUAAAAAAUAUGCACCUAUUGAAGCGAAUUUAUCGUUAAGUAAUGAAGUGAGAUCCUCAGCUAUGAAAAAAUGGUGGCAUGAAUCUAAUGAUCUUAUCAUUAGUGCGAAAUUCAAACAAAAUGAAAUAUUGGAUCUUGUUAAAGAAUCAACUAUGCGUUUGAGAUAUAACAUGGCUUUGUACCUUAACGAUUUAGAACAACUUAAAAUUCCGUUGAUAAUUUUCUCUGCUGGUAUUACGAAUGUCAUUGAGGCAUCACUGCUUUAUGAAUUAGGCAAAAUUCCGGAAAAUGUACAGAUUGUGUCGAAUACUAUCAAAUUUACGCUGGAGGGUGUUGGUUACAAAUUUUCAGAACCGACCAUCAAUUCAUGCUCUAAAAAUGGUACUAUGUUGCAGAAGUCUUUGGAAACACUAAAAGACUUAAGUAUUAAAAAUCGAAUCAUGCUCUUGGGUGAUUCUUUGGAAGACUUACAUAUGUUGGAUGGCUGUUCAAUAUUAGAUGCAAACGAUAGUAGUAUUUUGAAAAUCGGUUUUCUGAACGACAACAUCGAAACUUUGAUGGAUAAGUUUGUUGAAAAUUUUGAUCUGAUUAUAAUGCAAGAUGAAACUAUGGAUAUCCCAAGAGUUUUGCAUCAUAUUUUAUUUAAUAUUUAA
Messenger RNA from Thelazia callipaeda (thelaziosis nematode), 891 nucleotides. The record is from the annotation of a GenBank genome assembly. Lineage: Eukaryota; Metazoa; Nematoda; Chromadorea; Rhabditida; Thelaziidae.